Messenger RNA from Talaromyces marneffei, 1419 nucleotides. RefSeq lists its product as uncharacterized. The record is from RefSeq and is a predicted model, not a curated record. NCBI's taxonomy places the organism in Eukaryota, Fungi, Ascomycota, Eurotiomycetes, Eurotiales, Trichocomaceae. Gene Ontology annotation, cellular component: endoplasmic reticulum. The transcript is spliced from 2 exons. Bases 1 to 1419 code for a protein of 472 amino acids. Gene Ontology annotation, molecular function: heme binding; oxidoreductase activity.
AUGAGCGCAAUCAAGGAAUUCACGGCUGAUGAGGUGGCUGCUCACAAUACCGCAGACGACUUGUGGAUCAUAGUCCACGGUGAAGUGUAUGAUGUCACAAAGUACAUUCGUGAUCAUCCUGGCGGAGACGACAUCUUAGUUGAGAUCGGAGGACUUGAUGGUAGUGAGGAAUUCGACGCAGCAGGACACUCUGACGAUGCCUGGGAUAUCACGAGAAGUCUCCACGUUGGCACCCUGAAGAAAGAUGGAAAUCGGAAGCAAAAGAGGUCCGACACAGCGCGUUUGAUACAAACGACUCCAACACCAGCCCCAGUGAAGGAGAAGCCUCGCGGGUCUUCACGCGCCUUCAUUACAUUAUCCCUUGGUCUUAGCUCCGCAUGUUUCGGUGCAUGGUGGUAUUCGAAGCAAUUCGAUAUCGCUGCACUCCGCACCCUGCCUAACAUGCCCACUGCAUUGAACUAUGCGACCGAAUGGCUCAAAUCGGCUGGCGCCUUGAAGCGCGUGGGCUUUGGCUUCACUGAGGGAGUCCUCGUCACGACUGCUGCUUUUUCGGUUACAAUGGGUCUCGCUCUUCAACGCCUCGGGUAUAUUUUGCAGUACUACAGCUCGUAUAAGGCCCACAAACAGAUCCCAAGGCUGCCGGUACGAAACGUGCUGAAUGGACGAGGCUGGUUGGACCCCAAUGUUUUCCAGAAGCUACCUCUUGUCAAGAAGGAGGUUCUCUCCGCCGACUCCUACCGUUACGUCUUUGCUCUUCCGCGCAAGGAUAUGAUGGUCGGCCUCCCCAUCGGUCAACACGUCUCCAUUCGAGGCUCAGUCAACGGCAAGAUGGUCCAACGCUCUUAUACACCGGUAUCCAACAACUCUGAUCGCGGCGUUCUCGAGUUGGUCAUCAAGUGUUACCCUACAGGAGAACUCACAAACGGUUACCUGAAACAGCUCGAGGUAGGCGACCGAGUCGAAUUCCGUGGCCCGAAGGGUGGCAUCCGCUACAUUCCCGGAAUGGCCGAGAAGAUUGGUAUGGUCGCAGGUGGCACUGGCAUCACCCCCAUGUACCAGCUGAUUCGCGCCAUUUGCGAGAACCCGCGCGACCUCACCCAGGUUAGCCUCAUUUACGCCAACCGCACAGAGUCAGAUAUCUUGCUUCGCAGGGAGCUAGACGGUUUCGCCCGCAAAUACCCCGGGAACUUGAAGAUUUACUAUGUACUAGAGCAGACCCCCAAGGAAUGGACCGGCGGCAGUGGAUAUGUGACAAAGAAUAUGAUGGAGGAGCGGCUCGCGGCACCGUCGGCGACAACGAAGGUCUUUUUGUGCGGGCCACCGCCGAUGGUGGAUGCUGUGAAGAAGUCUCUUAACACCCUUGGAUACGGGCUACCAGGUGCCAGCGCAAAGCCUGGUGACAAAGUUCUUUGCUUCUAA